Gallus gallus (chicken) is the source of this 8049-nucleotide messenger RNA. It is a transcript of the gene BMP2, whose product is annotated as bone morphogenetic protein 2. The transcript has 12 exons. Gene Ontology annotation, molecular function: growth factor activity; cytokine activity; BMP receptor binding. Gene Ontology annotation, cellular component: extracellular region. Gene Ontology annotation, biological process: SMAD protein signal transduction; BMP signaling pathway; negative regulation of transcription by RNA polymerase II. NCBI's taxonomy places the organism in Eukaryota, Metazoa, Chordata, Aves, Galliformes, Phasianidae. The record is from RefSeq and is a predicted model, not a curated record. The coding region runs from base 6041 to 7219 and encodes 392 amino acids.
AUGGCUGCGCGCUGCCGCCGGCGCAGGGUGGAGGGGCGGGGCCGGACCGCGGAGGGCGGGGAGAGGCGGGGCCGCUCGGCCCGGAGCCUCAGGGCCUGGUACCGCAGCCGGCUGGAGGACGGCUCGGAGCUUCGGGAGGGGGCGGUGGCGCGGCUGGUUCCGCUCAUCGGUCACCUCCCUUUCUUAAACGUUUGUGCUCGAGGAACUGUAUUAAAUUAACGUGAGAAAAGUACAUCAGCCUUCGUGGACUUUUAAGACGAUUCACACAGGCGCUUUUGGUGAGGAAGCUGCAGCUCAGCCCACAGCUGAGGAGCUCCAGAGCACAGUCCCAGCUUCCCUUAUUCAGCUUACCGAGUGUUCACCUGCAAGAGCACAACAGCACACUUCACUGUGAGAGACUUCACCUGGAAGAAUGUUUUUGAAGAGACACAUGAAGGUAGUUGGACGCCAUGGAUGUAGAACAAGCAUCUGCUAUUACCAGUACUCGGGGUACCUCAGCGUGGUAUCUUCUUAAUGGAGUCUCCAUUUAGAGGAAAGAACAGCUCCACUGCUGGGAAGAAAUGAGCUCAGGGACUUUGGAAAACAAAUUUGACUUUAUCUCUGUAACUCUUAAAAUAAGCCUGUUGGGAGCUUCACAGAUUUUUCUGCCACAAUGAAAACACAAUUGUAAAGAAAAGACUGUACAGUGCAAAGGAAUAUUAUGGAGAAGAGAAUGAUUUCUGCUUGUUUCAGAACUAUCGCCUCUCUAGGGAAAAUCAACAGCUCUGAAAUGCAGCCAUUCCUGCAACCAAUUCCUCUCCAGUUUUUGGUGCUGUUUUAGGAACUUGUGCCUCGAUUAAAAACUGCCUACAUGAAAAGCUGGCAAAAGCUCUCCCUAUCCCACCUGUUCUUUCUGUUACUGUUUUCAUCUUAAGUUUGUGUAUGUAGCUUACAUUUGGCAGUUAAGUUUUGGGAUCACUGUUUCAAAGUGAAACUCAGCUUCAGUGUGUCAACUCAAUCUUGAUCAGCCAUAGCUUUUUAAAGAGUCAGUUUAAAGUAAGGUAGCCACUGUCUCAAAACCAAGUACAUUUGUGAUGUGCAGGAUUCUUAGUAAACAGCAGCACAAACUGGGAAAAGCUGAAAGGGUCAGCUUGUCUGGAGGCAGCAAGUUCACAUAUCAGCCAUACCUUUGAGUUCAGCGAAGUGGUUGCGCUGUUUAGCAGGGUUUCUCUGUCGCUCAGUUCAACUGGCUGUGCCAUGUUGGUCAAUACUUCAAUACCUUUCUCUAAAGCUUUCUGGAAUGACUCUGAGAUGAUGGUGGGGUGAAUUCCUGCGAAUAAUACAGAAGGUUGUUAGGUCAUCCAUGCAAACCAGUCGUCUUUUCCCCUCUCUCCAAACCAGUCCUAUUACUUGACUACAGAAUUACCAGCUUCAAGUUUAGUUUAUCAUCAUCUUAAUUCUCUGUCCAUAAGAAGUAUAACCUAGGUGAGUUUUUAUAAGGCAAUAUUUACCAUCUCAUUUAGUUACUGUUUUCAGUAUUGAUGAUGAUGCAGUCAGCUCAAAAUGAAAGACUUAGCAGUGAGAAUCUUAAUCAGAAGUGGGACGUGAGCAAAGCCUCAAGUUACCUUUUCGUGUUUAGGGUAGUUAACAGCUACUUUAAGCUUUGUGAUACACACAAAGCUGUAUGCAGUACCUACCAGCUUUCAUAGCUAAGACUUUCAUAUAUAGUACGUAUCAUAUCUAUCUAUCUAUAUAAAAUAAAUAUGCUUGCCUUUCUGAAGAAGUCUGGAACAGGCAUCCAGAAGAGCUCCGGCAAUGACAACAACAGACGUAGUACCAUCCCCAGCUUCAAUAUCUUGUGCUUUUGACAGCUCUACCAACUAAAUGAUGAGGUAUAGAAGAGUUUAAAUAUAAUGCCACUUCACUGAAAACUCAAUUACAAAAAAGAUACUAAAGAACACAGCACUACCAGAAUUACCCACAACACCAGGACUCACCUUUUCUAAUUUGCAGCUUCUCAUAGGUGUAUACAUAUUUGGCUGAAGCAAUAACAAAAGCCUCCAACAAAAUAAAAGCCAUACAAGUCAAGCAGCUUUUCUCCCAAGCUAACAGCUGAUCUCACCCAUAGAACAGGUGAAUCUUUCCCCUUUCCUUCAGAAGGGUCCCAGGUCGCACAUUUCCAUCUCCAGCCACAACCCAAUCAAAGAGGGGGCUACGUAACUUUUCGUAAGACCGGACUACUGUAUCCCAUGAUCACCAGACCAUAAUGUAAUUUAUUUGCUUCUUUGCCUCUCUUUUGUCCUACUGGUUUGGGACAUCGCCAACUUUUCUUUCUCAGAUAAGAGAAGAUUCGGGCCAAAAUCAUUUAUAUCUUGAAACGUAUCCAGAAAAGAUUAUUCCUAAGCAGUAAGAAAUAAAGACCUGGAAUUCUUUAACACACCUUACAAUCAAUGUAAGUAGACCUGAAGCACUCAGCAGAAAGUCUCUUGCUCUAUCACUAAUGAGUUAACGCUCCUUAAAUCCACACGAGACAUUACAGUCAAUGUUCUUUUGUCCCAGAAAUGAACCUCUGACACGUAUCAUCGUGCAAGCAAUGGAAGACUUUACCAUUUUGGCCGCAGGGUGCAAAACCUGCAUUUGUUUCAGGAUAGUAGCACCAUCGUUAGUGAUUGUCACAUCUCCUUUAGCAUCCUGAAUCUGAGGAGGAAGAGGAGAAACAACACUACAAAUGUUUCUUGGUGUUCAGUGUCACAGCUGGACAAAUAACCCCAUCAGGAAAACUGAGGUAAGUAUUUAAUCUACGCUUUACGACAAAUAAACAGCAUUUGGGCAUAAAAACAAAGAGUACUUUUCAAGCUUGGAGAAGCAGCUUAAACCCAAACGGCACAUCCGCUUGGUUUAUACAGGACAUUACAGUCUCUGCAGCAAUCUCACUGCUUUUGUAUUUCAAGGAAAGGUUUACCAUUUUAUCCAUUCCUUUUGGUCCAAGGCUCGUCCUGAUAGCAUCAGCGACAGCUGCAAAGAGAAGAACGGCGUUUGUAAGCUGAUCUCAAGAGCUACAGCCACUCAUACACGACUCUGAACAGCUUCUCCCACGACGAAGCAGCUCCCGCCUCAUUUUACCAGCAUCGAGCCAUUCCCAGGAGCGGCACGGUAACAAUAAAACACGGCAAUUGUUACAGCUUUUCUCUAACGCGGUUAGAACCGCCCCGCUUUAACGCAGUAGGAGCAAACGGUGCGUGCCCGUAACACGGCCAGGGCUCGCACGGGCCGCCCGGCGCAGCCUCCUACAGCCGCCCCCCCCCGCGGGUUUCUCCCCCCGAGGCGCCACGGCCGGGGAGGCGCCGGGAACGCUCCGGCACGCAGCGCUGAGGCCCCGCCGGCCCUCACCUUUGCCGGCGGAGAUGUUGCUGAAGCGGAUCUGGGAGGGCUUGUCCCGGUCCUGGUACGUGCCCUUGGCCCGAUUCCCGGCGCCUCCGUGGGCUUUGGGUCCCGCGUUCUCCGGCAUCGUCGCUCGCCGCCGACAGGCGCCCGGUGGGAGCGGAUGGAAGCGGAUGAGCGCCGCUCACGGAACCGCGAACCUUCCAGAAGACGCCGCCACAACCCCCUGGGCGCGCCCGGGUCCUGUCAGCCGGCGCCACGCGUGACGUCACGCCGUGAGGUGUCCGCGCCGCGCCUGCGCGCUGGUAGCGAAGAACUGCCUCCUGCAGGCGAGCUGCGCGGACACCUAAAGGCGCCCUCUGGUGCUUCCAGAACGGGCCGGGCGGGGUCCUGGCCGCACUGCUCUUGGGUGCGAGCGUGAGAGGGAAGAGCCUUUGUCUUUUUGUGUUCCAUUUUUGAUGGCUAAGAGAACAAUGUAAGAGGAGAGACGUAUCCAGGCCGUGGGCAGAGGGUGUGUAAUAGCAAUAGUGUUGGCCUGGGUCGGCAUCGCCUUCAUCGUCGUCACAGAUGAAUCCUAAAUGACCGACGUGGUUGGGGUCUGUAGCUGAUAGUAAAGUGCUACAAGCUGUGAUAGCUACAGCGCUAAGCCCAGGCCUGGCGAACAUUACCACAGUGAUAAAGUGUGCUGCACAACAGGAAGGCUUGGAAGGCGGUGCUGAGGUAACGUGUGAACCAGAUCUGUCUUGGCAAGCAAGAUUCUGAGCCCUCAGAGGCGUCCUCGUUUCUACCUCCGGAUGGAUGCAUUCUUUUUGGAGAUGACUGCAGAGGAGCACGUCUGUGCCAGUGCAGUGCUUGCUGAGCAAGUGUGGUGGUUUGGUUUUGCAUCCUGCGCAGAAGAGGCUGAUCAAGGCAGCGGUACGAUGCGCACUCCCUGCCUCCAGCUGCAGUGAUUCCAGGCAGACCAUUGAAAUGCCUCUUGUGCCCUGGUCAGGGACAGCUCUCCAAAGCAAGCUGCCCCUUGUAGUAGAGUGGUGCGGCGCAGCAUACCUCGUCCUGCUGCUCUGCUGUGCUGGGCUUCCUCACCCUCCUGCUUGUGCCAAUGCAAGGGCUCUGGGGAACUGCUGCUCGAAAUGGCCUCUGUUGCACUGAAGGCGAUGUGGUCUCUCUCAGUUCCCUUGCAGCCCACAAGGCUGUGUGGUGUCUGAGCCUUGAUGAGAACGGCUUUUCUUCUGAGUGGAGGCCUUUUCAGGGAUCAUCUCUCUUUUUCCAGUGAGUUUCUUCUGUGUAAAUGACUCUGUGAGACUCGGUGACUGAUUUUGAAGUACUGAGUGAGGAGAGGGGACAACUUGCAGCUGUGCUGCAAUGCCCAGGGGAUGCACCCACACGCACUGCUGGCUGUUCUGGCCUUCCUUUGCUUGAACUUGGACCUCUAGAAAGAAUAAAAGCCUUGCCAAUUGAGUGGAGAAGGAUCUUAGGAAUGCAUGUAACAUAUUUUUUUCUCAGAGAGAAAAGCCAGGGAAAACGUUGACACGAGCUUGUGAGAAACAACGUUUGGUGCUCAGUGCGCUUCCCUCAGGUGAUCUUCCUUGCCCGGGAGGGACAGGAUAAACAGGACAGCAAGUUGAACUGCUACACGAAACCUAAAGCUGGCUGCAGCUAUGGAAAUCCCCAUGUGUGAAACAAACAAGACUCUUCUUGGAGGUGUCGCUGCACAGCGGUAUACAGGUACAGCAGUCUGCAUCAUCGCAUCAUCCAUAAUCCUCUACUACCAAUGUGUGUUUGCCACGGACAGAGUUCUUUGUGAAUAACUGAGUGGAGGGCAGAGAAUGUAGAGGCUGGUAUCAGCCACGUUCUGCUGUGCAAGGUGCUGUGAGGCAUGUUCUUCCUGGACUGCUGUAGGAUUGCUGGAGAGAAUUCUGUAACCCAUCCACCAGAUCAGUUUGAGAAGGAAAUGCAUUUACUGUACACUGGAGAAGCUGGAUGAAGAAGAGAUGUGGAAAAAGCCAGAAGACAACUAAGUCUGGCAGGAGACAGAGCUCCAGCCUCUGCUAACUACGGAUCUGAAGACAGGCAUGAGAGCAGAUAAGAGGCGUUGACAGAGCGCAUGGGCCUGUGGCACGCUGCCCGUCAGGUUGUCUUGGCUAUUUUGCUGGACCAUCCCUGUAAGGCUGCUCUGCCCUGCUCCUCUCUGCCUCCAGCAGUGCUAUUAAGGGAAGGAGGGAGCUGUGAAUUCCUGCAGUCUCUGGGAGCGGAGCAAAGCGAAGCCGAACUCCCGUUUCCAUGUCGCUGCGGGACUCCCGGUAAAUAUCCGUCCGUCCGCUGCGGGUGAUGCGAAGGACGCUCGCGCGAGGCGCCGUGCCGCUCCGUAACACAUAGCACCCACUGGCGGGCGGGCACGCGCGCACCGAGAGAAGGACGAAAAGGAAGCGCCGACUUUCCGACCGCCGCUUUCCGAACGGAGAAGCCUUCCCCGGCAGAGCCCUUCCUUCUGCCUCCCGCCCCGCCGCCGUAGGCAUGUUCCCGAGGCGCUCCGCACCGCGGGGAGCUCCCGUUUUCCGCCCGGCGGCCGCAGAGGAGCAGCAGCAGCGCGGUUCGGAGUAACUCCAAGUGAUGCGGGGACCACAGCCCGAGAGCAGCACGCGCUCCCGCAGACGCCAGCCCCGCCGCACUCAGGUCGACCAUGGUUGCCGCCACCCGCUCCCUCCUGGCGCUGCUGCUCUGCCGGGUGCUGCUGGGCGGCGCGGCCGGCCUCAUGCCGGAGGUGGGACGGCGGCGCUUCAGCGAACCGGGCCGCGCCGCCUCGGCCGCGCAGCGCCCCGAGGACCUCCUGGGCGAGUUCGAGCUGCGCCUGCUCCACAUGUUCGGGCUGAAGCGGCGGCCGAGCCCCGGCAAGGACGUCGUCAUCCCCCCCUACAUGUUGGACCUCUAUCGCCUGCACGCCGGCCAGCAGCUGGGCUACCCGCUGGAGAGGGCCGCCAGCCGCGCCAACACCGUGCGCAGCUUCCACCACGAAGAAGUUUUGGAAGAACUGCCAGAAACAAGUGGGAAAACAGCACGACGUUUCUUCUUUAAUUUAACUUCCAUCCCUAAUGAGGAGUCUGUCACCUCAGCUGAACUCCAGAUUUUUCGGGAGCAGGUGCACGAAGCCUUUGAGAGCAACAGCAGCUACCAUCACCGUAUUAAUAUUUAUGAAAUUAUGAAGCCAGCCACAGCCACCUCCAAGGACCCUGUCACGAGACUUUUGGACACCAGGUUGGUGCAUCAUAAUGCAAGUAAAUGGGAAAGUUUUGAUGUAACGCCAGCUGUUUUGAGGUGGAUUGCACACGGACAACCUAACCAUGGGUUUGUGGUGGAGGUGGUUCACUUGGACAAAGAGAACAGUGCCUCCAAGAGGCACGUUAGGAUUAGCAGGUCUUUACAUCAGGAUGAAGAUAGCUGGUCUCAGCUCAGGCCGUUGUUAGUGACGUUUGGGCAUGAUGGCAAGGGACACCCGCUCCACAAAAGAGAAAAGCGUCAAGCGAAACACAAACAGCGUAAGCGCCACAAAUACAGUUGCAAAAGGCAUCCGUUGUAUGUGGACUUCAAUGACGUGGGGUGGAAUGACUGGAUUGUUGCCCCGCCGGGGUACAGUGCCUUUUACUGCCAUGGGGAAUGUCCUUUUCCGCUGGCAGAUCACCUAAACUCAACAAACCAUGCCAUUGUUCAGACUUUGGUCAAUUCGGUGAAUUCCAAAAUCCCCAAGGCUUGCUGUGUGCCGACAGAACUGAGUGCUAUCUCAAUGCUCUACCUUGACGAGAACGAAAAGGUCGUACUAAAGAACUAUCAAGAUAUGGUUGUGGAGGGCUGCGGGUGCCGCUGACACCGCGAGUGUAUCGGACAAAUGCAAAAGAAAAAGCUGACACUUUAAUAUUUCCCAAUGAAGACUUUAUUUAUGUAAUGAAAUGGAAAGAAAAAAAAAAACACAACUAUUUUGAAAAUAUAUUUAUGUCUACGGAAAGGUUGGGAAAACAAAUAUUUUAAUCAGAGAAAUAUUCCUUUAAAGAUUUUAAAUGUAUUUUAGUUGUACAUUUUAUAUGGGUUUAACCCCCAGCACAUGAAGUAUAAUGGUCAGAUUCUUAUUUUGUAUUUAUUUACUAUUAUAACCACUUUUUAGAAGAAUAGCUAAUUUGUAUUUAUAUGUAAUCAAAAAGAAAAAAAAAUAUAGGGUUUGUACAUAAUUUUCCAAGAUUGUAGCUGUUUCAAUCGCGUGUAUUUAAGUUGAAGAGAAGACACGGAAGGUUACUAUGGCAAAGUGCAUAGCACAUUUGCUUUCUGCAGUGCUACUGUUAAGGUCACAAGUUCAAGUCCAGAAAAAAGUGGAUAAUCCACUCUGCUGACUUUCAAGAUUAUUAUAUUGUACAAUUCUCAGGAAUGCUGCAGGGUGGGCUGUCCAAUCCAUGAGAACUGGCAUCCUCCUUAGGUGGAACAUUUGGAUAAGAACCAGACGUUGCUGAUCUCGUAUAAAUACUACUAUUCUUGACUAAUUUGCAGAGUGACUAUAAGAGAGGCCAAUAGAAAUCCCGGGGGAGGUGGGGGUGGAGGAAGACCAAAUCCUUUCUAGACCUACAGAAAAGCGAAUGUUUGUUUCCUUUAAAAGUCCUUCCUUUAAAAGUCCUGGCCAAAUAUAAAAUAAUAAAAACUCAAAUGUCA